This is a messenger RNA of Cutaneotrichosporon oleaginosum, 893 nucleotides long. Lineage: Eukaryota; Fungi; Basidiomycota; Tremellomycetes; Trichosporonales; Trichosporonaceae. The record is from RefSeq and is a predicted model, not a curated record.
UCUCAUCAUCCACCAUGUUCCGCCCCGCAUUUCACGCUCUCCGCGCCGUCCCCCGCCCUCCUGUUCGCGCUAUCAGCACGUCCGCAGUGCGCACUGCUGAGGCGCGUCCUGGCCCAGCCCUUAGCCAGACCAACCGCGCUGAGCACACGCUCCGGCGAUUCUGGAAGCACGCGCAUGUCAAGGAGGAUCCUGAGGGGCCAGGCUUCCUCGUCACGCUCGACCACAGGCCGCUCAAGUCGCCUGCGGGCACCAAGCUUGUGCUUCCCAAGGACCGCCGGCUGCUCGCGGCGCUCAUCGCACACGAGUGGGAGAACCAGGACCAGGUGCUGAAGCAGCAUGCGCUGCCGCUGACAUCGCUCGCGUCCCGCGCCGUCGACGGGUUCGGCGCGCCUGGCUCGCCGACGCGCGAGGGCGUCAUCGACGCUCUCAUGGAGUACCUCGAGACGGACACGAUCUGCUUCCCCGGCGAGACGCCGUCGGCGCUCGUGCGCCUGCAGAAGGAGCACUGGGACCCGCUGGUCGCAUGGCUCAAGGACACGUACGGCGUGACGCUGGGCCAGACGACGGGCUUCGGGCUGCCGGAGCACAGCGAGGGUGCGCGGGAUAAGCUGCGCGUCGUGCUGGAAGGCAUGGAUGCGUGGGAACUCGCGGCGUUCGAGCGCGCCGUGUACGCCACCAAGAGCUUUGUCGCCGCGCUCGCGUUCGUCAAGGGCCGUAUUACGGCUGACGAGGCUGCGCACGCCGCCCACGUCGAGGUGCGCGCGCAGAUCGAGCAGUGGGGCGAGGUCGAGGAUACCCACGACGUCGACUAUCAGGACAUCCGGCGGAGCUUGGGCACCGUCGCGAUGCUGCUUGCGCGCGUCUAGGUGUCUAUGCAUAUGCUACAUGGGUAG